This is a messenger RNA of Lacerta agilis (Sand lizard), 2132 nucleotides long. RefSeq names its product myb-related transcription factor, partner of profilin-like. The coding region runs from base 419 to 1528 and encodes 369 amino acids. The record is from RefSeq and is a predicted model, not a curated record. The transcript is spliced from 2 exons. Lineage: Eukaryota; Metazoa; Chordata; Lepidosauria; Squamata; Lacertidae. Gene Ontology annotation, cellular component: nucleus.
CCUGCCCUGGGUCCCUCAGAACCGCCAGUCUCUGGGAAAGUGGGCGUGGCUUUGGAACUCUCAGGCAGCAGCGGCCGCCGCCCGGCAAGGCUUCCCAUUGGGAGGCGCGAAGGCUUUAGUGGGCGGGGAUUGGCGCAAAUGUAGGCAGGGCGGGCUGAGAGGAGGAGCCGCCGCCGCCGAGGAGCAGCGGCACCAGCAGCGUUUCCUCUCCCCCCCCCCUCCCCUCCCGUGUCAACAAGCGGGGCGCCUGCGCCGGGGGUUUGCGCGUCUUUUCCUCUCAUGCGCGGUAUUUGCUUCCCGAGUCGGGCCCGGGGUUUGGCCUAGAGCCGGCGGCGGGCCAGAGGGCGCAGCGCGAUCUGGCGCAGCGCUCCGGCCGCAGCGGCUCCCGCCGGGCGGUCGGUCGGUCUGCUGGCUCAGGAUGGCGGACGACUCCCCGAAGCGGCGCAAGGCCAACUUCAACGAGGCGGAGACGGAGGUGCUGAUCGAGCAGGUGCUGAAGCACGAGCAGGUGCUGUUCGCGGCGGGGCCCGGCCGGGCCUCCCCGGGGCAGAAGCGCAAAGUGUGGGAGCUGAUCCGGCACAAGGUGAACCCGGUGGCCGCCUGCCCGCGCGAGGUGGAGGACCUGAAGAAGCGCUGGCGGGACCUCAAGCGCCGCGACCGGAGCAAGCUGUGCCGCGUCACCCAGGGGCCCGUCCCGCACCCGGCCUCGCUCGGCCUCCUCGUGGCCGGCGAGGACAUCUCGCCCCCCGACCACCUCCGAUCCUACGCCCCGGGGCUGGCCGCCGCCGCCGCCAGCGAGGCGCUGCCCAUCGUCGGCGGCAUCGACACGCUCGACUUGCCCGGAGCUGCCGCCGCCGCUGCUUCGGUGGCGGAGAUCGGUUUUACAGAUGACCCAGGCCCAUCCCACCAGCCAUGUGUGGAGAAGAUGAAUCUAAAAGAAGAAAUAGUAGUCAAAGUCGUGGAGCCAGAAGAAAGUUCAGAGGACAUGUCUGUAGUUCCUCCUAGCCAGGAGCCACUCCCUUUUUUGGGGUUGCCAAAUGGAGGCCCCUGUGGAAAAGUAAAAGCCAAAACAAAAACUCAGCCCCAGAUAGACCCCAGUGAAAUUACAGAAGAGGAUCUCCUGCAGAUCCAGCAGAACCAGCUCCACAUCAUCCAGUCUGGCUUUGAUACAAUCAACCAUAAUCUCCGGCUGCUGCAGCAAGGCAUGCAAGAUCUCAACAACAGUCUCAGCAUGGCAGCACAUACUUUGGUGGCUAUAAAAAAUGUCUACGUGAAAAACAAUGCUGGCCCAACCACCUUUGCUACGGUUGCUACUCAGACCACCUCGGGGUACUUGAGUCCUGGGUCCCCGCUGGUGGAGGACAGAGUCAGAGCACCAAUGGCUGGAAGCAGUAGCAGAAGCAGCAGCUGCAGCUCCAGCUCCAUGUCGCAAGAGCCAGGCCCUUCAGAAUUCCCCAGGCCCCCCCACAGAACCAUUAAGAAGGAACAUCCAAAUGGCUGUUACUAUUUCUGUUUUGCAGAUGUGUAAGACUUGAAUAUGAUGUUACUUGAGAAGGGGCUGUUUCGUACCCCACUCAAAAAUGCAUCGUCAUCACGGAGCGGGCUUGUCUUGCCACCGUCUGCACUGCUAAAUCUGUAAGAGCUCCACCACCGCCAGAUGGGGGAAACCUUACAUUGUAGGAGGCAUAAUGCUAACUGUUUUUACAUUGAUUUAUUAUGGGCUUGUAUUUUAAUCGUUGUCGGCAACUCUGAGCAAUGUGAAUGCAUUGGAAGGGCGGGGUAUAAUUUUUUUAAGUAACUACAGCUCUUAGAGCCCAGUCCUAUCUAGGUCUACUCAGCACUAGUGCCCAGUGCAUAGGAUUGCAACAUUAGUAGUUAUCCAGUAGGUUCUGCAGCUGGUUGAUACGUCUUACAUUGCAUCUCCCCUGCUGUCUUUGCCAGUGGAGGAAGAGGAAACAUUGACUCAUCUAGAUCUUCCUGGUAUUAAUUUGACCUUUUAAAACAAAGCAGUGUGAAAAGGGAGCAGCUAAUUUAUCUAGUAUCUGGGACAAAAUUGAUCAUACAUUCGGUUUUUAUUUUUUAGCCAACCUAACUGCAGAUUAGUAAGAAUUUGGUACUUGAUUGUACUUUUU